GGAUUUUGGCCAUCGCCCUCCUCUCCAUCCCCAGCCCCGCCGGGCUCGGAGUUCCCCCGCCCGCGGGGGGCGGGAAGGCAACGCCUCCCCCGCUGCGCGGAGAAAAUGAAAGCGGCGGCUCCCGCAUCCCCCGGAGCGCCAUGGACGCGCUCCCGGCCGAGGCCUCCUGCCCCAUCUGCCUGGAAUAUUUCCGGGACCCCGUGUCCAUCCACUGCGGCCACCACUUCUGCCGCUCGUGCAUCGAGCGCUGCUGGGAGUGGCCCACGGCCGGGUUCGCUUGCCCGCGGUGCCGGGACACGGCCCCGCAGCGGAGCCUCCGCCCGAGCCGCGAGCUGGAGCGGGUGCUGGAGAUCGCCCGGCGCCUGAGCCGCGGGGAAGCCCUGGGAAGCGGGGACGAGGAAGAGGAAGGAUGCCGGAGGCACCGGGAGCCCCUGGAGGUUUUCUGCAAGGAGGACGGAGCUCUGCUGUGCGCGAUCUGCCGCGAGUCCCGCGCGCACCGCGCCCACACCGUGCUCCCGGUGCCGGAGGCUGUCCGGGAAUUCAAGGAACAAAUCCAGGCUCGGUUGCAAACCCUGAAGGACGACAGAGAGAAACUCCUGGAGUUCCGGGAGGCUGAAAUGAGGAGAAACUGGGAGUAUUUGGAGAAGACCGAAGCCGAGCGGCAGCGGAUUCUCUCCCAGUUCCAGGGGCUGCGCCUCUCCCUGGAGGAGCUUUCCCGUCACCUCCUGGCUCGGCUGGGGGACCUGGAGAGCGACAUCGGGAAGGUGCAGGAGGAAAACGUGACGAGCCUGACGAAGGAGAUCUCCCGGCUGGACACCUGCGUCCAGGAACUGGAGGAGAAGUGCCAGCAGCCAGCCAGGACCUUCCUGCAGGACAUCAGCGGAACCUUGACCAGCCUCGGAGAGGAAAACCUCCAGCUGCCCCCGUCGCCUCUUCCAGAGCUGGAAAAGAAAAUUCAUCACUUCAGGGAGGAAAAUAUUCUCCUGGAGGAGACACUGAGGAGCUUCCAAGACAUCCUGAUGUUUGAGCUGCCGGAGAAAAUGACGGUGACGCUGGACCCGGGCACGGCUCAUCCCCAGCUCCUCGUGGCGCCCGACGGGAGCAGCGUCAGCUGGAAAAGCGCCCAGGAGCCUCCCGGGGACGGAGCCGGGGCUGGACCCGCCGGCACCGACCCCUCCGUGCUCGGCCGCGAGGGCGUCACGGCCGGGAGGCGCUGCUGGGACGUGCAGGUGGCCCCCGCGGGGUCCUGGGCCCUGGGAGUGGCCAGGGAGAGCCUCGGGAGCGGGGCAGAGACCCCCGGGAGCGGGGCAGAGACCCCCGGGAGCCCCGAGUGGGAGCUCUGGUCCAUGGGGCUCUGCCAGGGCCAGUUCUGGGCUCUCACCGCCCUGGAGCGCAUCCCGCUCUUCCCGAUCCGGGCGCCCAGCAGGGUGCGAGUGGCCCUGGACUACGAGAGGGGCCAGGUGGCUUUUUUUGAUGCUGAUAAGAGAAGUCUGAUCUUCGCCUUCCCAGCAGCCUCGUUCAAGGGGCAGAGCAUCCACCCCUGGUUCCUGGUGUGGGGCGAGGGCUCCCGGAUCACCCUGUGCCCCUGA
Poecile atricapillus (Black-capped chickadee) is the source of this 1589-nucleotide messenger RNA. Its product is annotated as E3 ubiquitin-protein ligase TRIM7-like. Gene Ontology annotation, molecular function: zinc ion binding; protein binding. NCBI's taxonomy places the organism in Eukaryota, Metazoa, Chordata, Aves, Passeriformes, Paridae. The record is from RefSeq and is a predicted model, not a curated record. Bases 141 to 1589 code for a protein of 482 amino acids. The transcript is spliced from 8 exons.